ACCAAAGGUUUGCUGCACUUGUGCUUGUUGUCUUUACCUGAAAGUCUCUCUAUUUUAGGAGAUCCCACCAGCCAAGAAUAUCUGGGAGCGAGGGGAGAGAAGAUGAAGUACGCUUUAGUACUUCUUCCACUCUUCUGCUUAGCAGAUGCCCAGUCUGCUCCAAAUUUUUGCUCAAAUAUGACCUAUGUGCUCUUAUGUGAAAAUCUCGAAAUAGGAGAUAAAGCUUUCCAGAUAUGUGCAACAAACCCUGAUAAUAAUCCUUUAAUAUACGGGAUUACAGGAGAAAACAGUCAUUACUUUAAUGUGAAUUCAUCCACAGGAUAUGUGACAAUAAAAUCAUACCUAAACAGAGAGAAUAUGGGAAACUUUGAUGUAACAUUGAGUAUUACAGAUCAGAUUCACGAUCCUAUCACUAAACAGUUUACAAUAAUUGUAAAUGAUGCAAAUGACAAUCCUCCAAUAUUUAAUGGAGUCCCAUACAUUAAAGAUGUCUUAGAGGAUGUAUCAAACUGGACAGAAAUAUUCAGAGUCAAUGUCACUGAUUUGGAUCUUCCAAGUCCAAUAUAUCUCUCCAUCACUGAGGUUAUUCCAGAUGACUCUAAAAACAGAGGCCUUUUUGCCAUUCAGAAUAAUGGGUCAGUCAGACUGAAUGGUGCACUGGACUAUAAUUCUAAGGGUCCCAACUACAGACUGAAGAUAUUUGCUGAAGAUAGUAGUGUAUCAAGCUGCCAUCCACCAAAAGCACUAAAUGCCACAACAUUUCUUGUUAUUAAUGUUGAAGAUGUCCGAAAUCUGGAUCCUGUGUUUUAUAACACUCCAUAUCUCACUUCUGUGGAAGAAAACACUCCUGAAGGCACAUCUGUCUUUCAAGUUCAUGCCGUUGAUGGUGAUAAAGGAAUCAAUGAUGAGAUCUUCUUCAGCAUUAAUGAGUCUAAUUGGAAUGGAUUAUUUAGAAUCGAUGAGUCAUCUGGAAUAAUAUAUGUAAACGGAAGCAUCGACAGGGAGGAGUUAUUGGACAUUAAAACUGUGGUAAAACUCAAAAUUAAGGCUGAAGAAAAUCACCCUUCUGUAAGUGGAAUGCCAGGCCAAGCUUUUACUUAUGUUAAUAUCACAAUUACGGAUAUUAAUGACAACAAGCCCAUAUUCUACAGCUGCCUCUCAGUCAUUUCUUGCAACUUCAGCCAAGAAGAAAACACAUUUGUUGGUGAAAUAGAAGAGCACUCAGUGUCUGGCAUUUCUGUAAAAAAUCUGACAAUUGUUGCUCGUGACUUAGACAAGGAUGAAAAUGCAAUAUUCAAAUUAGAACUACAAGGGCCAGAUGCGGAUGCCUUCUCCGUACGGCCUAGUGAAGUGUCUGGCAGUAGUCAGGUGGACAUUGUGGCCAAAAACCAAAAUGCUAUUGACUAUGAAGAAAAUACUGUAAUGUUUGUUCAGAUUAUAGCCUCAGAUCCUAAAUCAACAGGUGAUUGCUGCUCAACAGCUACAGUUACAAUCCAUGUUCUUGAUAUGAAUGACAAUAUACCAACUUUUGCAAAUGACACAUACACACUGUAUGUUAAAGAACAUUCUGACAAUAAUACCGUCAUUGCAGUCAUCACAGCUACUGACCCAGAUACAGCUGACCAGGGUAAACUAACCUAUAGGCUUGAGCCCAAAAGCAUAACAAAAUAUUUUGAUGUUAACCAAGCAACAGGGGUGAUCUUUGUGAAGAAUAAAGAAUUGCUGGACAGAGAAAAAUUUCCAGAUUUUAUUGCAACACUGCAAGCAAUUGACACCUCGAAUAAAAUAGGUUCCACAGCAAUAGAACUCAUUUUGGAGGACAUUAAUGACAACUAUCCCAGAAUUUCAAGAGAUCAAUAUACUCCUUUUGUCAAAGAAGGACCAGGUGAACAUGUAGAGAUUAAAAUAGAGGCUACUGACAGGGAUGACCCAAAUACUAACAACAGUGUGAUACGUUAUGGCAUUAUACCCAGUGACUACAGUUCCAACUUCAGCAUUGAUCCAAUAACAGGAUUUUUAACAAAUAAUGGAACCUUAUAUCGGGAGAAUAUAAACCCAGCAUUAAAUGGAACAAUUCAUCUGAAUGUGUCGGCCUGUGACUUGGGAGUUCCCAGCCUCUGCUCAUUUGUAUCAGUCGUCAUAAAUGUGGAAGACAUAAAUAACAAUGAUCCAGUCUUCUUUGCGGAUCUAUAUAACUUUACUGUGCCAGAAAGUGAGCCAGGAGCUUAUGUUGGAAUUGUGAGAGCCCAAGACCCCGACCAAACUGAAAUCAAUAAUCGCAUUAGUUUCAGUUUUUCUCGUGGAAAUGUAGGGAAGUUUAUAAUCAAAACCAGCAAAGCCAAAGAUAAUCAGGGCUAUACUGGGAAUAUUUCUGUGGCUCAGGAUGUUUCAUUAGACUAUGAGGAACAAAAAGAAAUUAUUCUGUCUGUUAUUGCCAGUGACGGUGAGAGGACGGCAGAAGCCACAGUAAACAUUAUAGUGACAGAUGUUAAUGAUGAACCCCCAAAGCUGGAUGCCACCACAUUACAAGAUGUUUCAGUCAAGGAGAACAAAUCGACUCUUGGCAUAGUCAGAGAAAUCAUUGGAACUGACAAAGACACCAAUCACUCUUUAGUCUACCAGAUGGUUUCAACAGCACAAUGCAAAUGCAAUGUAGGUGUGAACGAUACAGUCUGUCGCGACUGGUUUUACCUGAACCCAAAUGGCUCAGUGAUUGUGAAUGAGAGCUCAGUCAUUGACUAUGAGGAGUGCCAUCAAGUAAUAAUGAAGGUCAAAGUUGUUGACAUACUUACAGAAAAAGGAGUUAAUCACAGUGAAACAGGAACUUUGAUCAUUAACAUCCAGGAUAUUAAUGACAACGCCCCGGUGAUCACUGUUAAGGACAAUGUAUUCGUGGUGGUCCCAGAAGCAGCCAAAAAGGACGAUUUAGUAACUUCAUUGUUUGCAAAAGAUCGUGAUUCUGGAGUAAACAAAAUCAUUGAGUUUGAAAUACCAAAAAUAGAAUUUAUCUCAACUGAUGGAAACACAUUGCCCAAGAUUGGAAGCUUCUCUGUACGGACAACUGUUGAUAAUAAUAUCUAUGAAGGCUCUGUCAGGAUUGCAACCACACUAGACAGUGAAUUAAAAGGAAAAUACAGACUAACCAUCAUUGCUAAAGACAUGGGUGAACCUUCUUUGUCCAGCACUGCAGAAAUUGAAAUAUUUACAGUUGACACGAGUUAUCGAGUUGGCCUUGAAUUUACAACUCCAGUGGAAGAGGUUGAAAAGAAUUUUAAUUCAAUUAAAGCAGCUUUAAAUACUGCCACCCAAGCAAGCGUUCAUGUGGUAGAUAUAUUUCCCAAGGAUCAAACACAAAGAAAUAAAAUCCAGUCUGUUAUGGAAGCAUACUUUGUUUAUCUUAAUGGAACAGCUAUCAGCCCAAACAAUGUCAUCUCGAUCCUUCAGAGCGAUCAGGCUGCCUUUAUUGAACUUGGCCAAUAUGGACUCUGGUACAUUAGUGUACUAGGGACAACAGCUCCACCAGAAAACCAGAUAUACUUUUUUGUGAUUGCUGGCUUGGUGGUGUUUUGCAUCGUCAUUUUUUCAAUCAUGGUAACUGCCCUGGUUUGCACCCGAAAAAGCUUUAAAAGGAAAUUAAAGGCAAGUGAUGCUCUGAGGUCAGCUGUUCUAAUCACCCCAGGCAAUUUGCAGACUGGACCAGUGGUCCCAGGAACCAAUCAGUACACCAUGGACGGGGCCAACCCUGUUCUCAACAUGAAAUUUGACACCCCAGCAGACCUUGGAUUUGAUGAAGAAAACUCCAGCAGUGACAGAGCCAGCUUCAGCUCCUUGGAUUUGAAUGUUGACAUGGAAAUGACCGAUAAGGACACAGCACCUAUGAUGAUAAUUCAAGAAGAAGAUGAAGAAUGCAACAUCAAAGAGCCGCAUUACAUUGAGCCACUCAGUGCUGCUUUAGCUCAACACAAGAAUAAAGAACCAGAAACAACCAUGCAGUUCAUCAACCCCACACUUGACACCACUGACCUUUGAAGAUAAUACUCUAACAACAACAACAACUGCCUCCGAAAAUGAUUUGAAGCCUUUGCAUCACUUUCAUAUCUUUGUUGAAAUAAUGUUGAAUACAGUUGUUCUUAUUUUAUUUAAGUGUCUAUUAUUUCCUCUUAUUAUUAAAAGGCAUUUUUUCCAAGGCCCAGUUUUGGCCGCCUUAUAAUUUCUUUCUGUUCUUAUGUUUGGUUUGCUUUUCUUUGCUAAUGUUUUAUUCCAAGACUCACUCUGUUCCUUUUGACUGAUUGUAUUGUAAACAGACCUUAAAAAGAAGAAACUAAACAGACAAGUGCUAGUUGUACUCUGUGACAGA
This is a messenger RNA of Erpetoichthys calabaricus (reedfish), 4357 nucleotides long. RefSeq names its product cadherin related family member 2 (gene cdhr2). Gene Ontology annotation, cellular component: plasma membrane; catenin complex. Gene Ontology annotation, biological process: homophilic cell-cell adhesion. The record is from RefSeq and is a predicted model, not a curated record. The coding region runs from base 103 to 4029 and encodes 1308 amino acids. NCBI's taxonomy places the organism in Eukaryota, Metazoa, Chordata, Cladistia, Polypteriformes, Polypteridae. The transcript has 32 exons. Gene Ontology annotation, molecular function: calcium ion binding; cadherin binding.